Linum trigynum is the source of this 1425-nucleotide messenger RNA. NCBI's taxonomy places the organism in Eukaryota, Viridiplantae, Streptophyta, Magnoliopsida, Malpighiales, Linaceae. The record is from the annotation of a GenBank genome assembly.
AUGGCCCAAAGGGCGAUUCGGCUUGGCAGCAUUUCCUCCACUCAAAUCUUCUCCACUUUCAGCAAAUGGCAUCGUCCCGACACUGCUCUUCGCCGGAUUAUAGUCCAGAACAGCCACGGCCUUGCUUCUAAAUCGAAAAAUGCGGUUUCUGAAAAGGCUUCUGGGUAUGUUCUAUGGGAUCGUGUGUUAUGCGCGCUAAGUGCUCGAUCAAAUGCCAGAGUGAUGGAUAAAUUAUUGAACUUGGGAGAGAAGGGUAAGAGGAAGUUGUCUGUUGAUGAAGCUUCUUACUAUAGGGAAGCCUUGGUUGCGCUGAGAUUGGCCAAGGAGGUCAUUAGAGCGAUUCAGACUUCGAGAGGUAAUGCCAUUGCCCAUUUGAAUCGGACUGGUGGGUUCUCUCGGUCUCUGGCGAAUUCGUCCACGGAUUGGCCUUGUUUGUUGCUUGAGCUGAUGUCGCAGGCUGCUGAGAUUGAUUACUUUCAGCCGAAGCUGGUAAUAAACAAAAUUGAAGUACUGAAAAAUGCAUUGUUAACUUAUGACAAGAUGGUGUCUGGAUCAAUGUACCAUGACAGUCUGAUAUGGAGAAUCAUUGCGCUGGUUGCCAAUGAGAAGUGUCUUCCCGUUAUGCUUGUGACUUCUGAUAGCUACUAUUCUUACAGGGCCUUCAUGGAUUUUGGUUUUCCGGAUAUCUUUAUCUCCCGAGAGUCCUUUGGAUGGACUCCAAGGGAGGCUGAACUGCACAUGGUUGCUGACUACUUCAGUCAAUCAGAGUGGAAGUUGAUAGUUGAAGUGCUUGGACCAAGCCCUAGGCAUCUGUUUGAACUUUAUGCACUCAAGCAAAGCAUCUAUUACCAGAAGGUACUGGAGGACAAGGAUAGCACAUUUGAGGAUGUCAUCGAUGCAUAUUUAGCUUAUCUGCAGAUAAUUGUUGUAAAUCCUGCGAUGGAUAAAGCCAUUGUGAUCCUAGAGAAGUUUGCUGAGGAUGCAAGAAUGGGCAAGAUUCCAAAAGAUAGACUGCGCUUUGGUUCUCCUUGGAGGCAUCCUCCAAAGGAUGAUCCUAUUCGGUCCUCCAAGUGGGCCAAGCUCCAACUCAUGGAUUCUAUUCAGACUCUAGCGAACACUGAAUUUGGGAUUAGUUAUCUAGCUGACUGUAGCUUGGAGAUUCUGGAUGAUCCAUGCACAGGCGCAUUGAUCGAGGUUGGUUUACUAUACGCUCAACGUGAUCCAUCCUUCAUUCGAUCCAUAUAUAAAGGAAUUCAACGGUGUCUAGCGAGAUGGCUUGUGAAGGAGAAGAUGCAAAUGGAUUACGGGUCUUCGUUCCAAUUUUUGUGGCAACGGUUCAUACGUGGUCGGAGCUAUCGUCAUCUGAUGCUAGAAGUUGGUUAUAGUAAAUUUUUAAUCCUGGGUAUGUUGUGUCUAAAUUUUUAA